UAAAUUAAGUUCUCCCAUCCAAAGUGAAUCGAAUAAAGCUUAACUGCAAUCGACCACAAUUGGCGUCCAGACAUACUCGUAUAUACGACUAUACUAUACAUAUGUACUUGUGUAUAAGCGAGGCGCACACGAAGCAUUCGAAAUGACUAACUAGCCUUGACGGGAAGGGGCAGGCUUCGAUUCACAUGCCAUAGUUUCAAACAACAUUUUAUCAGUGCACAACAAAUUCUGGAGCUGGAGCUUUCAUUUUUUUUUUUAUUCAACAAAUCUUUUGUUUGUUUUUGGAAAUCGGAGCUGUGCAGGGACAGCAAGACACUUUUAAUCAAGAAAGCGUUGAACAAAUAAUAUCAGAAAACUUGAACCAGCAAGAAAUUUCAGUUCAAAAGCUACAGUCAAGAGCUCCAUAAAAUUAUAGAGCUCUGCUAGAGCCAUCCAUGGAUCUAAGCCGCGUAUUGAAAAUCCACUGACGUUAUCAAGAUGAACGAUCCAACUAUUGGAUCCUCCUCGCCACACUGGGCUUGUCUGAUGGCAGCCGGACGCAUACCUAAUGGCCAUUAUCAACCAGAGUAUCCACAGGGAAUAGUGGAAAACAAUGCAUUUACGGCCAUGCCGCCUAAUAAUUUAGGCUUGCAACAGCAACCACAGACAUCGGUGGUUGGACCAUCACCAUCACCAGCACCGGCCACUCAGCUGUGGCCAGUAGCAGCACCUUUGGCAACCUAUUCGGGACUGCUGCAGCAGCAACAAACACAAGUUCAGCAGCUUCAAGGACGACUUCAAGCGCAAACACAGCUACAACACCCAAUACAACCGCAUACCCCCAAAUCGGAAAUACCGCUUGGCGGCGCUUCCAGCACUGCGCAAUUGAGCGGAAGUCGUGUGCCUGUAUCCGUGCACAGUACCGUGCGCAUGUCCCCAUAUGCACCUGUUUUUUAUCCCAUGGGCUCCAACUAUGGCACAACCUCGCGUUCGAGCGCACAGGAGCCGCCCGUGCAAACAGCAAGCGCGCGAUCGUGUAAUCGGGAAUUCGAUUAUAAUAUUGGCCAACACAGUUCGCCAACACCCAGUUUGUUUGGUUUGGACAACAAUGAACCAAAUCAGAAUAGCUUUGGGCUGGGAAUGAAUCUUAGGGCACCGUCUACGCCGACCGGCGGCUCUGCAAAUCGUGGUGUGACCCUUCAGGGCGAGUCCCUGCGCGAAGCUUGGCGUGAAUCCUGGCGAGAAUUUCAGCUAGACAUUCAACGUGAGCGUGAACGUGAGUCCGAAUGCGAACGCGAUCGCGUGCGCGACAGUGAGCGUGAAUUGGAUCUUGAGCAGGAGCGUGAUCGUAAUGCAUGGAUGGAGGACCUCAAUGAGAUCCAACGUCUUCCAGUCCCACCAUUGGACCAGUGGUCUAGCUAUAGCAACAGAAACAACAGGAAUCAGUUGCUUUCUAUGGAGGGAUCAGGACUGUCAGAAGUCGCACAACAGGACGAACCAAAUCAUCAGCACUAUCCUCCUCUAGACGAUUUUGGCACUGACCUCGAUUUCUGUGGCAUUGCGCGUGACGAGUACUUGGGAACGCUGCGUAAUUUAGUGAUACGCGCCAACGACAUGCUCCUGCCGUUGCUGAGGGGGGGCUUCGCCAACCUGACAGCCUCACAGAUAGCCGCCUAUACUUCGGCUAUAUUGAAUGCGCCGCCUUUGCAUCCAAGCCUGUUUAUGCCAGCCAACAUUCCUCGACCCUGGCUGGAUAAUUGGGAGCUACCGGCUCAUCAUCCACAGAGCCUCACUCCAGAGGAUCUAGCGCGCAUUAAUGAACGUCCUGAAAUGUCCGACGGCAGCACACAGACCGAAUUUCGUUGCUAUUGCAUGCAGCCUUUGGGGUCAGCAGCCCGUCCGGCAACGAUCUAUGAUAUAGGUCCUCGCAUAGCUCCGCCGCCGCCGCCUCAACCUUUUGGAGGAUGGUGGGCUCGCACCAUACCUGUGCCACUGCAUCCGUUAGGCGGACCUUUACGCUUCCCUGAACCAAUUCCCAAUGGGAGUGCUGGUCCAGGACCCAGUGGUCCACGUUACGGUUUCGGAUUCAACUACAAUGCCCCAAUGCCCUGUCGCUUUGGGCCCAUUGGCAGUGGACGUCCAAGUCAUCGCAAUAAAAUGAAGACUAAUACACAGCCACCGGUGCAUCCAGGACAAGCGUUCCAACCAUUUCAGCAAUCACUGCUGCCGCUACCACUACAGUUUCCGCAGCUUCCUACGCUGCAGGUGGAGCCGAGGUUGCUGUCCGAAGCUCAACUGCCAUUAAAGUCAACGAUGGACGGCAAUGAGAAAACCUUCGGAGACAUCGAGGAGAUCAUUACAAAUUCCACGUCAGUGCCCCAAAUCGGUAGUGAGCAGGCAACUCAAUUGGAUCGCAGCAGAGACACUGCCAGCACAGACUUGAGCACCACCCUGAACAGCAGCGACAGCCAUAAUACGAAACAGAUCAAGAAUAACACAUCAGAAUCAAAUAUAACAAAGGCUCCAAACAUAGCUAUAAAGCCGUCCAUUAAAAAAAAUAAUUCAAGCAGCAGUGACACUACAGAUAUUGAUGCUAUAAGGCUGCCCAUUACAAGUGGGAAAAGUGGUAAACUAAAUGAGUCGAGAGACAAUGCUUCCCGAGACAGAGAUAGACGUGCCUUAUCCCAUAUGGAUUCUUCCCGGAACAAAGACCAUAAUUCAAAUAAAAGUGAACUCUUGCAAACACCUUGCAAGAGCGAACGCUCUUCUAAAGUCCAUAAGAGUCGCCACGCUAAGGAUCGCAAAGCUAGCCCCACAAAAGGGAAUGCUACUCCUUCAAGAGUGAAUAGCUUAAAAAAGAACGCCACUUUGGAUCAUAUUUGUGGCACUCGCUCCACUAAUACUAGAGCUUCGGCAAAUUUGCGAAAAAGUCGUACAUCGAACUUCAUAAUCGGUUCUAAAGCGGACAAUAGCAAUGGAGAUUCAAGUCCAAGAGUCGAAUAUCCCAUAACAAAAUCGAUAACAAAUCUUACGUCGAAUACUCUCACAAAUACCAUGGCUAAUCCGAGGAAUAAAACCUUGAGUGCAGGUCUAAAGCCCUAUGAGACAUCUGAUGUGCGUCCCACCACUGGAAAGAACAAAAAGAAUGGAAGCACAAGCCAAGACAGCCGCUCAGCACUAAGAUUUGAGAGUGAUGAUCACGAGGGUAUGCUACUCAGCUCUGCGGCGAAAAUGCUGACCGUCGACAUAGAUAGGGAUCCAGAAAGAAACUUUAGUGGCAGUGCGCUUGAAGCCUCAGCCCCAUCAUUAUCUGAGAACGGCUUCCAAGGCAACUCAUCCGCCAAUAUUUUAGCAUCUAGUGUCCUUUGUGUAGCAAAAAUGUUAGCCGAUGACAUGGACAAUACUGUGCCGAAUAAUUUGAACACCAAUGUGAUGGUUAAUCCCAGAGUUCUAGUCGAUGGUAAUAUUAUUCCCACCAUGACUCCGAAUCUUAAUAAUAACAAUAAGAGAAAUUUGAGUGGAAAUGCAAAAAAAACGCUAUCCCCGGAAAUGUAUCCAACACUUAAGACGAGUGAAAACAAUUCAUUCCUACCGUCUGUUCAUUUGGAUCCUGGUAGCAACAACAUAAUGCUACCUCCGGCUGUACAUGCAAAUUAUGGUUGUAAAAACAAUGAUAUAUUGGAUGCACCACCAAGUGAUACCGUCAAUCGAGAAGCCAACGUUUCCGGUAUCCCAAGCAGCCCGUUGGAUUUACUUUGCACUGAUAUUGCUGCUCCGCUUCCAAUCAAUUUAUUAUCGUAUGCAUCACAGCUACAGGACAACUGCAAUACGAACUCAUACAAAAAGUAGAAAAAAGCACAAAUAACUCUGUGGACUGGAAACAUAUUGUGACUCGUCUAUAAGAACUCUCAAUAAACCCAAUCAUGUCAAUAUUUACUUCAGUGAAAUUUGAUGACGAACUUGUCUUCCAUGUCUAGUUAAUGUUAAAUAUCAUAAACACCGGAUUAUGCGUACUUCUAUGAAAGUAACACAAUUUCUGUACAAAAUAAAUAAGAAAAAAUGAAA
Molecule: messenger RNA, 4044 nt
Organism: Scaptodrosophila lebanonensis
Lineage: Eukaryota; Metazoa; Arthropoda; Insecta; Diptera; Drosophilidae
Exons: 8
Coding region: 478-3828 (1116 amino acids)
Source: RefSeq, a predicted model, not a curated record